UGGGGAGGGAUGCAGCCCAUCGGCAGGCGGGCUGGGCGGGGGGAAGGCAGCGCAGCGGCUCCGGGGGAGGUUAUAAAGGCGGGAGCGGGUCUCCGAGCGCAGGUGAAGGGGAGAGUUGCCCGCUCGCCCCCGCGGGACCCGGCCACGCUCCUCGGCGCGAAGCCCAAAGGAUUUUUAUCCCCGACGGCAGAAGGAGCCCAGCGGGAGCGGGGAGCGCUGCCAGCCAUGCCCCGGAGAGCUGGGCACAGCUAAGGAUGCUGCCCGGCCUUCCUCCUGCCCUCCUCCUCCUCCUGCAGGCGUUUCUCCUCUGGGUUUGCCCCGUUGCAGCCUCCAUCCAAGAGCAGUACUGCGAGAGCCUGCCGCCUGUCACUAACCACACAGGUCCCCAGUGCAAUGCCUCGGUAGACCUGAUUGGCACGUGUUGGCCCCGGAGCGCGGUGGGACAGCUGGUUGCUCGCCCGUGCCCCGAGUAUUUCUACGGUGUGCGGUACAACACCACGAAUAAUGGCUACAGGGAGUGCCUGGCGAACGGGAGCUGGGCAGCGCGAGUCAACUAUUCCCAGUGCCAGGAGAUCCUCAGUGAAGAGAAGAAGAGCAAGCUGCAUUACCACAUUGCCGUCAUCAUCAACUACCUGGGGCACUGCGUCUCGCUGGGGGCUCUUCUUGUGGCCUUCGUGCUCUUCAUGCGCCUGCGGAGCAUCCGCUGCCUGAGGAACAUCAUCCACUGGAACCUGAUCACAGCCUUCAUCCUACGCAAUGCCACGUGGUUCGUGGUGCAGCUCACGAUGAACCCAGAGGUGCACGAGAGUAACGUGGUCUGGUGCCGCUUGGUCACUGCCGCCUACAAUUACUUCCACGUCACCAACUUCUUCUGGAUGUUCGGUGAGGGCUGCUACCUGCACACGGCCAUCGUGCUCACCUACUCCACCGACAAGCUCCGCAAGUGGAUGUUCAUCUGCAUCGGCUGGUGUAUCCCCUUCCCCAUCAUCGUUGCUUGGGCCAUCGGGAAGCUGUACUAUGACAACGAGAAGUGCUGGUUUGGGAAACGAGCAGGAGUUUACACUGACUACAUCUACCAAGGCCCCAUGAUCCUGGUGCUUCUGAUCAACUUCAUCUUUCUCUUCAACAUCGUCCGAAUCCUCAUGACGAAGCUCCGAGCUUCAACCACGUCGGAGACGAUCCAGUACAGGAAAGCAGUCAAGGCCACGCUGGUGCUGCUGCCCUUGCUGGGAAUCACCUACAUGCUGUUCUUUGUCAACCCAGGGGAGGAUGAGAUCUCCAGGAUCGUCUUCAUCUACUUCAACUCUUUUCUGGAGUCCUUCCAGGGUUUCUUCGUCUCAGUCUUCUACUGCUUUCUGAACAGCGAGGUCCGCUCGGCCGUGCGGAAGCGGUGGCACCGGUGGCAGGACAAGCACUCCAUCCGCGCCCGCGUGGCUCGGGCCAUGUCCAUCCCCACCUCCCCAACCCGCGUCAGCUUCCACAGCAUCAAGCAGUCCUCGGCCGUCUGAGCUGCCGUAUGGGAUGGGGGAGCCGGUGUCCCCGCUGCGUGGGGACCCCCGACAUGGCACGGCACAGGAGCCAGGUCCUGCCUGCACCCACCGAGCUCACAGAGGAUGCACAAACUCGCCACAGCCAUGGGAAACCCUACAGAAGCUCCUGUCCUACUUGCUGGGGCAGACCUGUAGGACAGGACAGCUGAGAUGCUGCUUGGUCACCUCCCUGGCAGCGCUGUGACCUGCUGGGCUGGCAGAAGGAGCCAGAGGAGGCUGGAGAGACAGCGGCAGCCUCCCUGCCUGUCUCCAUCCUGGACACAAUGCCCCAUGUCCUGUCGCUGCCUCACUUGAGUUUGUCACUGCUUUGAGGUGAUAGGACACUGGAACAUUGCUGGGACAACUUGUGGGGCUAAUCCCUUGGGAAUCUGGGUCAGCCUUCCACUCAGUGGAUGCCAAGAUGCUGCUCAGGGGGCCCUAAAACCCUCUGGGGGGCCCAAAGCCCUCUGGGUUGAUGUGGGACAGAUGGAGAGCCCGUGACUGAUUGCAGAUGUUGCUUUCCAUGGCUGUGUUUUUGUACCACCGGAGUUAUUUGAGCCCUUUCCCCACCCCUCGCCAGAUCCCAAGGAGGUCCUGUAACUGCUGCUUGGUCCAGCCUGGUCAUUUCUCACAACACUGAGGAUGUGAUGCAGAGCAAUGGGGUGGGAGAGGGAACUUUGGAGGGAACGGGGAUGGGUCCUAGGGCCUCUGAACAGCCACAUAGAGGAGGGCUUGGACUGAAGGGAGGCACAAGGCUUAGUUAAUCCUUUGGUCCUGCCUAGCCCAGGGGGGUCUACAGGUCUUGGCAAAGCUUCUGGACCUUAGGUUGGCUCCAUGCCCCUGCUCGGGGGUGGGAAGGUGAGGGAGAGCUGCAGUGAAGCAGUGGCUCAGUUCUACAAAGGCAGCUGCCAUGGGGACACACAUGAGGACACGCUCCCCUCCACCCUGCCCCACUUUUACCUCUGCAGGUGGGCUUGGUGCCAAAGCUGCUCCUUGCUCUUAGGCAGGGAAUGGGGCCAAGCCCUUCCCACGCUGGGUUAAGUGCCUUGGAGGAGCAGCAGCCUCCCUCCCCAUGCUGGGGACCACAAACCAUGUCCCGUGCAGCUCCCAAGUUCCACCAAGUCCCUGAUCCACGCCCGCUGCCCUAUUUCAUGUGGUCACCGAAAGCAGCUGAGCUGAGAGGUCCAUGAAAGGUGGACAGUUUGCCCCAAUCUUCUCACACUUUUACCAGGAGUUGGACUUGAUGAUCCUUAUGGGUCCGUUCCAACAUGGGACAUUCUAUGAUUUCUCCUCGCUGUAAGAGGUCUGAGGAUGUCGAGCAGGGGGAGGAUGCCGGAGGGGUUACGGGAUGAGUUUGCUCUCUGCAUCCCACAGAUUUUGUCACUGAGGCCACACAGGGUCUGGUAUGAGUCCCUUCACACUUCUGUGCCUCAGUUUCCCUGUUAUAAAGAACAGACAUAAGUAUUCUCCACCCAGGGGAGGUUAAAGCAUCUUUGAAAUAGUAGUACUCUGUGAUUUCCUCAGGAUAAACCACCAGAAAGAAAGAAAAUAUUUCUUUAUUUUUUUCUUUAAAGUGAGGCAUAGGCUAAAACCUCCCAGUUCUUUAUUUAAACAUUCAAGAAGUUCAAUAUUUGGAAGUAAACUCCUCCAGUUUCCCUCCCAUUGAGGUUUCCUACCUGCAUGUCUCUUGUGCAGCCCAAACCAGAAAUUUGACCAUUGACUCCAAUAACGUGCUGGGACCAGCAGCCGCUCCCAAUAUGACAGAGUGACCACAACGAGGACCGUACCCUGCACGGGGGCAGGUUUUAGUCUUUGUACUAGCUCAUCCAUCACCAACAGUCCCAAAAACUUCCCCUUAUCCAAUAUAUGGGUGAGAAAAAGACCGCCAGAUUUAUGCAAUGGGAAAACUGGCAGCUCCUGACUUUAAAGAAUGCUUUUGGAAGGGGCUGAUGCCCUGCAAGGAGUAGAUCUGUGUGUUCCCACUAUGGGUCAGUCUGAUUUAUCCGCUGGGUGCUUUAAUGGGAGCUAAUAAAGAUCUGCUGGCUACAGAGAAGAGGAAA
Columba livia (rock pigeon) is the source of this 3589-nucleotide messenger RNA. RefSeq names its product corticotropin releasing hormone receptor 1 (gene CRHR1). The coding region runs from base 255 to 1508 and encodes 417 amino acids. The record is from RefSeq and is a predicted model, not a curated record. Gene Ontology annotation, cellular component: neuron projection; plasma membrane. Lineage: Eukaryota; Metazoa; Chordata; Aves; Columbiformes; Columbidae. Gene Ontology annotation, molecular function: corticotrophin-releasing factor receptor activity; corticotropin-releasing hormone receptor activity; corticotropin-releasing hormone binding. Gene Ontology annotation, biological process: adenylate cyclase-activating G protein-coupled receptor signaling pathway; cell surface receptor signaling pathway. The transcript is spliced from 13 exons.